This is a messenger RNA of Penicillium argentinense, 1368 nucleotides long. Its product is annotated as trans-hexaprenyltranstransferase. Lineage: Eukaryota; Fungi; Ascomycota; Eurotiomycetes; Eurotiales; Aspergillaceae. Gene Ontology annotation, cellular component: transferase complex. Gene Ontology annotation, biological process: ubiquinone biosynthetic process; isoprenoid biosynthetic process. Gene Ontology annotation, molecular function: prenyltransferase activity. Bases 1 to 1368 code for a protein of 455 amino acids. The transcript is spliced from 2 exons. The record is from RefSeq and is a predicted model, not a curated record.
AUGCGAGCUCGAACCGCCUCGGCCGCCGGGCUGCUGCUCACGCGAUCAACCACCUCCCCGGCCUCCGUGUGCUCGCGAUGCCUCCGCGAUGAUCUCCUCUCGUCCGCGUCUCCUUCUACCCUUCAAUCGCGCAAAUACCACCCCACAAGACGGCGCGAUGCGUCGCAAUUUGGCGCCGCCAUUUCCGUGGCCCAAACCUUGAUCAAGGGCAUGCCCAAGGCGUCGCCCGGCGUCUCGGUCGACCCGUUGCGCAUCGUCGGCAAAGAGUUGAAGUUUAUGAGCAAGAACAUUCGUCAAUUGCUGGGAUCUGGACACCCGGCUCUCGAUAAUGUUGCCAAGUACUACACGCGUAGCGAAGGCAAGCAUAUGCGGCCAUUGCUGGUCCUUCUGAUGUCCCAGGCCACGGCGAUAGACCCUCGCAAACUUCCGGCCGACCAAUCUCCCAACAAAAAACCCGUCGAUAGUCCUCUUAGCUCUUUUUCCAUUCUCGACGACUCAAAUCCCGACUUCAACCCGCUUGUUUCCAAGUCGACCGAAAGCCACCAGUACAAUGUCUCCGGGGACGAGAACAUUCUUCCCUCGCAGCGUCGGUUGGCCGAGAUCACCGAGCUCAUCCACACUGCCUCCCUCCUCCACGACGAUGUUAUCGAUAACGCGGAGACCCGCCGCGCGAGCAGCUCCGCAAAUACCGCGUUCGGAAACAAGAUGGCCGUGCUGGCUGGUGAUUUCCUGCUUGGCCGGGCCUCCGUGGCUCUGGCCCGGUUACGCGAUCCCGAGGUUACAGAGCUGAUGGCCACGGUCAUUGCCAACCUUGUGGAGGGUGAGUUCAUGCAGUUGAAGAACACGGCUCAGGAUGAGGCGAAACCGGUCUAUAACGACGACAUUCUGCAGUACUAUCUGCAGAAGACCUAUCUGAAGACCGCCAGUCUGAUCAGUAAGUCUUGCCGCUCUUCAGCUGUGCUGGGUCGGUGUGCCCCUGAGGUUGUCGAGGCUUCAUAUGCCUAUGGCCGGAACUUGGGACUGGCAUUCCAGCUUGUAGACGAUAUGCUGGAUUACACCGUCACCGCGGCAGAGAUGGGCAAGCCCGUCGGCGCUGAUCUGGAGCUAGGUCUGGCCACCGCUCCUCUCUUGUUUGCAUGGAAGAGUAACCCCGAGCUGGGUCCUCUUGUCGGCCGGAAGUUCAGUGAGGAGGGCGAUGUACAGAAGGCCCGUGAACUCGUUCACCGUAGCAACGGUGUUGAACAGACACGUCAGCUGGCCCAGGACUACGCUGACAAGGCCGCUGCUGCCAUCGCUGAUUUCCCCGAGGGCGAAGCCAAGGCAGGUCUGCUUGAGAUGUGUGAGAAGACCAUGCAGCGCCGGAAGUAG